Labeo rohita (rohu) is the source of this 4606-nucleotide messenger RNA. RefSeq names its product AE binding protein 1b (gene aebp1b). The coding region runs from base 122 to 4057 and encodes 1311 amino acids. The record is from RefSeq and is a predicted model, not a curated record. The transcript has 22 exons. Gene Ontology annotation, molecular function: DNA-binding transcription repressor activity, RNA polymerase II-specific; RNA polymerase II transcription regulatory region sequence-specific DNA binding; metallocarboxypeptidase activity. Gene Ontology annotation, biological process: negative regulation of transcription by RNA polymerase II; proteolysis. NCBI's taxonomy places the organism in Eukaryota, Metazoa, Chordata, Actinopteri, Cypriniformes, Cyprinidae.
UCCUCACACCCAUCUGUCUCUCUCUCACACAUUCUCUCUCUCCAGCACUCACUCUCACUUCUCUCCUCAGAAAUACCGUCCGUGGAGCACCUCUUCUGUUUGCAGCACUGAAUAAGGCACCAUGCCGGGACUGAGGGACCAGACAGCACUGUCAGUUCUCUGUCUGUCCCUGCUGGUUCACUUCUGGACCGUAAACGGACUGACAGAACACAGCAACUCAGAGAUCAGCCACACAGCCCCAGAGCAACAUGUGGAGCACAGAAGGGAAACAACUGGAUCAGAUCUUCUGCAAGUGAAGAUAAUUCCAACCUAUGCAAAGAUUCAAGUUGGACAACACAAACGAUUUAUGUGCAAAGUUGAAGGGGUUGCAAAGGAGAUCAACUGGUUUUCUCCUAAUGGUGAGAAGAUUCUAACAAAAAGUGACAAUCUUGAGGUGCGCAGUCAUGGCAAUUCCCUGUCCUCGCUCAUUGUUCUCAAUGCCAAUUUAAACAAUGCUGGGAUGUACAAAUGUGCAGCCAGAAAUGGGGACACAGAAUCACAAACCACGGUCCAGCUGGACAUCAUUUCAAAAAGAAUGCGUCGAGAAACUGAGAGGGAGGGAAGAGGAAAACGACAGAAAGAGCCAAAGCCCACCAAGAAGCCCAAAGCUCCCAAACCCACCAAGAAACCCAAGGGCGAGAAGAAGAACAAAGGAGAGAAGGGUGGGAAGAAGAAAGGCAAGAAGAACAGGGAGGAAACCACCACCAUCACCACCACCACCACCACCACCACCACUUUGCCUCCAACAACCACUGUGGCUCUUGAGUAUGAUGAGGAGUUUUAUGACCCUGAACCUGACCAGUACUGGGAGGAAGAAUUUCUUGUAGAGACAACAACGAUGGCAAAGCCUACAGACCCCCCGACUGAGAAAACCACAGAAUUCCCAACAGACUUUCCUCCUGACACGGAUGAGUAUUCCCCGCCUUAUCCUGACUCAUAUGAUGACUAUUGGAAGGUGGAUGAACCCACACCUACAACCUCUGUGAUCGCUGGCCGUCCAACUGAAGAUGAUGAUUACUGGGAUGCUAGAUAUGAGGUGGCAGAAAACAUGCCUUUUCCUGAUGGCAAAGAGAUCAGCUCUACUGACAAAGACUGGCAUCACACUACCACAGAGGAGCCCACCGUCCCUCCGUUUGAAAACAACUGGUAUGAAGAAUAUGAAUACGGACAUGAAAAGAAACUGGAAGAGGAGAGGGAAAAAGAAAGGGAGAGAGAAAGACAAAGAAAAGAGCAAGAGGAAAAAGAAAGAGAAGAGAGGAGGCAUGAGGAAGAGGAGGAGAGAGAACGCAGAAUUCACAAACCUCCACCUCCACGCGUGUACAGAGAGCCUAAAAUUUGUCCUCCUCUGGGUAUGGAGUCUCAUCGCAUAGAGAAUGACCAGCUGCUGACUUCCUCUGUUUAUCAACAUCGCUAUGGCACGCACAGAGCUCGUCUCAAUAUUCAGGCAUCUGGUGAUGAAGAUGAUAUGAAUGGUGGGGCAUGGUGUGGUAACCCUGAAGAGAAGGCCCACUGGAUUGAACUAGACGCACGCACAUUAACAGAGUUCACUGGUGUUAUCACUCAGGGUCGAGAUGACCCCUUGGAGAGCGACUAUGUGUCUUCUUACUAUGUGGCAUUUAGUAAUGACAGCAGAGAAUGGAAUGUCCUUGAUGAUGGAUAUGCUGAAUGGUUAUUCUUUGGUAACUCAGAUAAAUCCACCCCAGUGUUGACUCAGUUUAUGGAGCCGGUAGUGGCACGGUAUAUCCGCAUCUUGCCACAGAGUUGGAAUGGCACCAUGUGUAUGAGGAUGGAGGUUUUGGGUUGUCCAGUAUUAGAUCCUCUCAGCCAGCACCAGAGUCAGAAUGAAGUGACCCAUCGAGAUGACUUAGACUACACCCAUCAUAACUACCUCGACAUGGAGAAGCUCAUGAAAUCCGUGUCUGACGAGUGUCCCAACAUCACCAGAUUCUACAGUUUGGGCAAGAGCUUUAAAGGUCAGGAAAUUUAUGCCAUGGAGAUUACUGACAAUCCUGGGAUGCAUGAAACAGGAGAGCCAGAGUUCAGGUACACAGCAGGUUAUCAUGGUAAUGAGGCUCUGGGAAGAGAGCUUCUUCUGAUGCUUAUGCAGUACCUGUGUAGAGAGUAUAAAGAUGGCAACCCUCGAGUGCGCCACCUUGUGGAUGAAACACGAAUUCAUCUGGUGCCAUCAGUCAAUCCCGACGGCCAUAUGAAAGCUUUUGAAAAGGGAUCAGAGUUGGGUAGCUGGACACUAGGGCACUGGACUGAAGAUGGCCAUGACAUCUUCCAGAACUUUCCAGACUUAAAUAACAUUCUUUGGGAUGCAGAGGAUAAGGGGAUGGUGCCCAAAUUGGCGCCAAAUCACCAUGUACCCAUCCCUGAGGGUAUUCUGUUAACCAAUGGCUCAUUUGCAGUGGAGACUCUUGCCCUUAUCUCCUGGAUGAAGAGCCAUCCAUUUGUGCUUGGUGCCAACCUGCAGGGUGGUGAGAGACUGGUGACAUACCCCUUUGACAUGCGCCGCCUCACCAAGGAGUCUGAGGAGAUGGAGAAAAAACUAAAUUAUAGAGCAAACAGACGUAAGCGACAGUAUGAAGAAGAGGAAGAAGAAGAACCCAACCCUUACCUUCACAUUGGCUACCAUCAGGAGAGCUACAGUGGCCCUCAAGAAAAUGCAUAUCAUCACGAGAACUAUGGGUACCAUCAAGAAAGUUAUGGGUAUCACCAUCAAAACCAAGGAUAUCAUGAGGAGAAUCAAGGGUAUCACGAUGGGAACCAAGGGUACCACGAAAGGAACCAAGGGUACCACGAUGGGAACCAAGGGUACCACGAUGGGAACCAAGGGUACCACGAUGAGAACCAAGGGUACCACGAUGAGAUCCAAAGGUACCAUCAUGAGGGUCACUCUGAAGGGUACCAUGAGGGUUAUCAAGAAGGAUACUCGGAGGGAUAUAGGGAGGGAUAUGGAGAGGGUGAACCAGAAGAGGAGAUCAGAGUGACUGAGGACCAAUCUUUGUUCCGCUGGUUGGCCAUAUCUUAUGCCUCUACUCACCGUACCAUGACUCAAACCUUUCAGGGAGGAUGUCAUACUGAUGACCCAACUGGUGGGAUGGGAACUGUCAACCGUGCCAAGUGGAAGCCCAUCCCAGGAAGUAUGAAUGACUUCAGCUACCUUCACACUAACUGUUUUGAGUUAUCUGUUUUCCUGGGCUGUGAUAAGUUCCCUCAUCAGAGUGAACUUUUAAGAGAAUGGGAGCAUAACAGAGAGGCCCUGCUGACCUUCAUGGAUCAGGUGCAUCGGGGCAUUAAGGGAGUUGUGAAGGAUAAGGAGGGCAACCCUAUUUCCAAUGCCACUGUGUCUGUGGAGGGAGUCAACCAUGACGUUAGGACAGGUGAUUCUGGUGAUUACUGGCGACUUCUAAAUCCCGGUGAGUACCGUGUAACGGCCCGAGCAGAAGGCUUCUCUCCCAUGACCCGUCUGUGUGUGGUAGGGUUUGAACCAGGUGCGACCUUGUGCAACUUUGACCUCAACAAAUCCAACUGGGACCGCAUCAAACAGAUCAUGGCUCUCCAUGGCAAUAGGCCCAUCCGAUUGCUGAACAGUGGCAACAGGGGUAGUGGACAACGCUAUACAUACAGCAAUAACCAAAUCCCAAAUUCUAAAUUCAGUAACGGUAAUGGUGGGGAAAUUAAUAGGGCUCGUCUUCGACGAUUACGGAUAAUGAGACUCCGCCGCCUAAGGCAACAGAGGCUUCUGGCCAACCAAACAACAAUACCACCUACCACUACCACGACAACCACGACAACCACAACUACAGUUGCACCUGCCACAGAGAGUGCAACUCUCUGGUAUGACUCUUGGCAUCCUGAGGAGCACACAACCAUUGAAGAAAACACAACCAUUGAAGAGAACACAACCAUUGAAGAGAACACAACCAUUGAAGAGAACACAACCCAACCAGAAGUGAUUGAUUUCACAGAUUCAAUGGACUACGACUACAAUUACAAGACAGAUGAUUAUUAAGAGCAAACUACAGGUCAGAGUUUUGCUCCAGAGAUUGAUUGUUUUGGAGUAGUAUAGGUCAUUGUUGCCAUGCUUUUUUGUGCCUUGGUUUGAUUGGAUGCAGUGACUGUGAAGAAAUACGAGGAAAGAGGUGUCACAUCUAGAACCAAAGAAUUCUGGCAACACUUAAAAAAAAGCUUUGCACAGUUUUGAAGUAAUUACACAUAAGAUUAUUUCAUAAUAUAAAUUAUCAAAUUGACCUGGUUGGAGGCAGCACUCAAUGGUUUGGAAAAACUACAAGUAGUAAGAAUAAUAAUGCUGUGUUUUCAUGGCUAAACAUCUGUACUAUACUACCAAAACAUAACAUAAACUUCUCAUAUGACCAUCAUGCCCACUGAGGGGAAAUGAGAAUGUUUUAAUGCAAGAAAUGUGGCUGUAUUACCAUUUCUUUCUCUCACCUUGACAGUCAGUGUUUGUUGAAGGCAAGUGUACAGGGGAGAGUUUCACCAUGUUUAAUGGUCUGUGCUAAAAGACUGUUUCUUUUCAGUAAAUAAAGUCUUUUCAUAUUCA